Penicillium soppii is the source of this 6003-nucleotide messenger RNA. RefSeq lists its product as uncharacterized. NCBI's taxonomy places the organism in Eukaryota, Fungi, Ascomycota, Eurotiomycetes, Eurotiales, Aspergillaceae. Gene Ontology annotation, biological process: fungal-type cell wall (1->3)-alpha-glucan biosynthetic process. The record is from RefSeq and is a predicted model, not a curated record. Gene Ontology annotation, molecular function: alpha-1,3-glucan synthase activity. Gene Ontology annotation, cellular component: fungal-type cell wall. The coding region runs from base 1 to 6003 and encodes 2000 amino acids. The transcript has a single exon.
AUGGGAGAUCUCAUUGGUUUCGAGGGCUAUAUGAAUACAACAACACCAUUUUCUGUCAAGGAACACAAGGCUUCAUGGAAAUCUGACCGCCACUAUGUCGACUUUGGGUAUGGCAACAGUUACAAUGAAACAUGUGAAUAUCCGCGCUUCUGGAAUGAGACAGGAUACCCCGUGGAUGACUACGUUACCAACGAGCUAGGCGGUUGCUAUGACAGUGAUUUUGAUCAAUACGGUGAUAUUGAGGCAUUUGGUGUCUAUCCUGACUGGCAAAGAGAACUCGCUAAAUUUGCCUCCGUGCAAGACCGUUUACGCGAAUGGGUACCUAGUGUUAGGGACCGGCUCAUUCGUCAUUCGUGCAUGAUUAUUAGCUCUCUUGACAUUGACGGAUUUCGCUAUGACAAAGCAACACAAGCGACUGUCGAUGCACUGGGAGAUAUUUCUGGGGCAUAUAGAGACUGUGCUCGGAGCGUGGGAAAAGAAAACUUCUUUCUCCCUGGUGAAAUCACGAGUGGAAACACAUUAGGCUCCAUCUUCCACGGGAGAGGACGACAACCUGAUAUGCAGCCUGAGACCUUAGAAGAGGCAUUCAGAAUCACCAACUCAUCUGAUUCUGCCUACUUCAUUCGAGAUCAUAAUCAACAGGCAACCGAUGCUGCCGCCUUCCAUUAUUCUGUCUACCGCUCUCUUACCAGGUUUCUGGGUAUGGAUGGCAACUUGGCUGCUGGCUACGACGUCCCAGUCAAUUGGACUGAAGCAUGGUAUCAAAUGGUUCUCACCAACGAUAUGGUAAAUGCCAACACCGGCAAGUUUGAUCCACGCCAUAUGUACGGAGCGACAAAUCAGGAUGUCUUUCGUUGGCCGACUGUCGAAUAUGGCAUCGAAAGACAACUACUGGCGCUCUUCAUCACCACAUUGCAUAUGCCGGGAAUUCCUUUGUUGCUGUGGGGUGAAGAACAAGCGUUCUAUAUCUUAGAUGCGACAGCGAGCAACUAUAUCUACGGCCGUCAGGCAAUGUCACCUGCCACGGCUUGGAAAAAUCACGGAUGUUUCCAGUUGAAUUCCACGCAAUAUUUCCAGUGGCCGAUCAAAUCAGGACGGCUGGGUUGCUAUGAUGAGACAGUAACUUAUGACCACCGUGAUCCCUCUCAUCCUGUGCGGAACAUCAUCAAGCACAUGUAUCAGAUGCGACAAGACUUUGGUGCCUUGAAUGAUGGGUGGUGGAUUCAGCUUCUUUCGAAUCAAACACGCAACGUAUAUCUCCCAGGGUCUGAUGGAGUUCCUACGGAGACUGGAAUGUGGUCCGUUCUGCGCAGCCCUUAUCAUCCGAUGCAAGACUUGGGAGAGAUGGGAAAUCAAACUGUGUGGUUUGUUUAUCAAAAUGACAACACAACGGUAGACUACAAGUUUGACUGCUCUGAUGAAAACUUCGCUCUCCUCGCUCCGUUCGACACAAACACCACUGUCAAGAAUUUAUUCUAUCCGCACGACGAGCUGACUUUGCAGGAGGGUCCAGUAAAACUCGGCCUGAAUGGCUCUGAUAACUACAAUGGCUGUCUCGAAUUCAUUACCCUUGCCCCAUUUGAGUUCAGAGCCUACAUCCCCAAAGAGAAAUUUGUCUCACCCCGGCCUAUGAUAACAAAGUUUUUCCCUGGGCACGAUGUUCCAAUACUAUCAUCCGUGGCUCCCGACAAAAGCGAGUCCGUGGAAAUUGGCUUCUUCUUCUCCACGGAGAUGAACUGCUCUGUAGUCACGGACUCAAUAUCACUUGAAUCAACUACUGAGUCAGGAAAAUUUCCCUCGGUGGAUAUUGAAAGUGUCACUUGCGGAAGUACCAUUCCCGAAACUACAUAUUGGACUGGUCAGAUCCCAUCUGUUUGGGCGUGGAGAGCAACCCUGACUGGCGUCUAUAACGGAGUUCAUAAAUUGACCAUAAACAACGCAACCAGCACCGAUGGAAGAGCAACAAACGCCAUCGACCAUUUCCUAAUUCGUGUGGGACAGCAAGAUAACCCCAUGAUCUUCACCUCUGCAAAUUAUUCGAGGAGCUUGCUUCACGAGGGCGAAAACGGCACACUCUUUAUUGCACAACAUGCAGCCGGAGCAGACAAAUAUCGGUAUUCGACCAAUUGGGGUAGUACAUUCUCUGAAUGGCUUCCUUACGAAGGUGGCAACCACACCAUUGAAGAAUUGCCUUGGUCCGGAACAAAGAAACAGAGGUGGGAUGGCAAACAUGUGCGAGUCGAAUACUGGAGUCGCUUUACUGGAAGCAGCGACUAUGUUCAAGAGGGUGAUAGUUCAGACUGGAAUCCCGCUGUUCAUCGUCGCUUCCCUCACCUGUUCUUCAAUGGACCCUUUAACAAGUAUGGGUACGAUGCUGGCUUAGAUAAUAUCGUGAAACAAGACAGCGAUGGCAUCUGGAAGUUUCGCUUCAUGGCCGAGUGGCCUGCCCAGGGUCAGCUCAAUGUCUGGGGAACCAAUCCUGACAAUCAACCAGACCAGAGUUAUAUUUAUGGAGAUUCCAAUGGGGACUCUAUUCUGGACCGCCUGCCACCCUCAUCGCUCAGUGUGACAUCAAUCAAUAUCACGCAACACCCGCCUAGUCCGCAUCUGGCUUGGAUGAUUCAAGUAGACGACUCGAACUUACAGUUCAAGCUUGUCCCCGCGGGAUCUCAAAGUUUUCAAAUGGCUCUCUUCUUCCUACUCUGGACUGUCCCUAUCAUCACAGCAUCGACCUGUGCCUUUGUUUUCAUGAAGACAUUCUAUCGGAUCGAAUUCAACCAGGUUGGCGUGAGUGAAAAGAAAGCGCUUAUUUCUAUGGAUUUGGCCAGCAAAUUCAAAGUCGGACACGUUGAAAAUGGCCAGUCCAGAAACCCCCUUGUACGUCUUGCAGACAAGUCAAAGUUUCUCCAAAGCAGCUCCGCAUUUGGCAAUCGAACUGCCCAUAGACGAAAAGUUCUAAUUGCAACCAUGGAAUAUGAUAUCGACGACUGGGCUAUCAAGAUCAAGAUUGGUGGCCUGGGCGUGAUGGCUCAAUUAAUGAGCAAACAGCUCGGACAUCAGGAUCUUAUAUGGGUCAUUCCCUGCGUCGGUGGUAUACAUUACCCGAUGGACAGACAAGCCGAGUCUAUGUUCGUGAUGAUUCUGGGAAACUCAUACGAAAUCAAGGUUCAAUAUCAUCAGCUCAGAAAUAUCACCUACGUUUUGUUGGAUGCUCCAGUCUUUCGUCAACAAUCUGCUUCGGAGCCCUAUCCGGCCCGCAUGGAUGAUAUGGACAGCGCCAUUUAUUAUUCAGCCUGGAAUCAGUGUAUUGCUCAGACGCUGAAGCGCUUCCCGGUGGAUCUGUACCACGUUAAUGAUUAUCAUGGCGCAGCUGCUCCCCUCUAUAUCUUGCCCGAGACUAUUCCUAUUUGUUUGUCACUUCACAACGCCGAAUUUCAAGGACUUUGGCCAAUGCGGACGCAGAAAGAGAAGACCGAAGUAUGCUCAGUGUUCAAUCUUGAUUUGGAUGUUGCAGCACGCUAUGUUCAAUUUGGUGAAGUUUUCAAUCUUCUUCAUGCCGGCGCAAGCUACCUUCGCCUCCAUCAACAAGGCUUUGGAGCAGUCGGGGUGUCCAAGAAGUACGGAAAGCGCUCUUAUGCCCGCUAUCCAAUCUUCUGGGGCCUAAAGAAAGUUGGAAAUCUACCAAACCCUGAUCCAUCCGACACUGGCGAAUGGAAUAGGGCCUUGCCGAAAGAAAGCGAAAUCAUCAUUGAUAAGGAGUUUGAGUUUGCAAGAGCAGACCUUAAGCGCCAGGCUCAACAAUGGGCCGGCCUUGAGGAAAGACCGGAUGCAGAUUUACUGGUCUUUGUUGGCCGAUGGUCCAUGCAGAAAGGGAUCGACUUAAUCGCCGAUGUUUUGCCUGGUGUUUUGGAAGCGAAACCUACUGUUCAACUUAUCUGCAUCGGUCCUCUGAUCGAUCUAUACGGCAAGUUUGCGGCGUUGAAACUGGAUCGAAUUAUGAAACUUUAUCCUGGUCGAGUAUGCUCCAAACCCCAGUUCACUAUCCUACCACAUUUUAUCUUUUCGGGUGCCGAGUUCGCGCUCAUUCCUUCCCGCGAUGAGCCUUUUGGUCUCGUUGCCGUGGAAUUCGGACGCAAAGGAGCACUCGGGAUUGGAGCUAGAGUAGGUGGCCUUGGGCAGAUGCCUGGUUGGUGGUAUACUGUAGAGUCAACUACCACUUCCCAUUUGUUGAAACAAUUCAAGCUGGCUAUCGAUAGCGCCUUGAGUUCAAAACCCGAAAUUAGAGCGAUGAUGCGCGCCAGAUCUGCCAAACAACGGUUCCCAGUGGCCCAGUGGGUCGAAGACCUCGAAAUUCUCCAGUCCACUUCGAUUCGAGUUCAUCAAAAAGAACGAGCCAAAUCCCAGAAUCCGUCUCCCGCGGUUGGUGCUUAUAAUGCUAUAUAUGGUAUGAUGACGCCACAAGCACCAUCGACAAGAUCGGGGGCGUCGACUCCUCCCUUGCAACCUUCGAGUCGCCCAGGUACUAUGGGCUCUCUUCAGCGAAAUUCUAUCAUUUACAGUCGUGACCCAAGCCCUGGUGGCGAAGUGAGACCCAGAUCAGGGCUCAGUCGCCAAAUGUCUUUUGGUGUUCGCCCGGUUUCUGGAAAUAUCGAAACUCGUGGCCGACGGGACCUUGCUAAAGUUAGUGUUAUUGAGGGCGACGACAACACCGGCAGAGCCUCACCAGAAGCUGAAGAGGAUAGUGACGAGGAGCUGAUGGCAGCUUGCUAUGGAGAUGAUGACUAUUCAAUAUUACCUGAUGGUGCAGAUUCGACCCGAGUCCAGACUCCUCAGUCUGGCGUUGCUCUCACAAAAGAAGCCCUCUCUGCCCAACGCGCAAGCCAAGGUGCUGUGAUGGCUCGAUCCAAUAAUACACCUUCCAGCUCUGCAGCUCCCAGUAUCGUCGGCACUGAAGACACCCUUAUUCCACCGUCCCGUCCUUGGACAGAACCAGGAAACCGCCUCAGCAGUGCGUCGGUGUUGUCUGUCGAUUCGGUUAUCGGCGAGAAAAAAGACUUCAAACUCCAAAAGGUCGACCCAUUUUUCACGGACAGCAACGGCGAGUACUACAAAGUGUUUGAGAAGAGACUUGAAGACCUUAAUGGAGCGAAUUCGGACAACCAACUUUGCAUUGAGCAAUAUCUCGAAAAGAGCGAAAAGAAAUGGUUCAACAAAUUCCGCGAUGCACGUCUUGGUCGGAAUCAAGGAUCUCCGUCUAGUUCAGUGUAUCGUGGCAAAGGUGGUAGUUCCCCAUCUGGCUCAAUCACCAACGAUGACGAAACUUCUCACGGGAGUGGUGGUCACGAAAGAAAAGAGCCACCAACUGAUGAGUUUCUGCUCGGGGAUGACUACGUACCACCAACAGGCCUGAAGAAAUGGAUGCAAAUUCGCAUCGGAGAAUGGCCUGUUUAUUCCCUUUUCCUCGGACUAGGUCAAAUCAUCGCUGCUAAUUCUUAUCAAAUAACCCUUCUCACCGGGGAGGUUGGCCAAACGGCUGAGAAGUUAUAUGGUAUUGCGACAGUGUACCUGGUCACUUCUAUUUUGUGGUGGUUCUUCUUCCGAUACUGCAAGUCGGUGUUGGUUCUUGCUGUGCCAUGGUUCCUCUACGGAACGGCAUUUUUGGUCAUUGGUAUGGCACACUUUGAGCCUGAUUCAUACAGUCGCGGGUGGAUCCAGAAUGUUGGAAGCGGGAUUUAUGCUGCUGCUUCGUCAAGUGGUUCUAUCUUCUUUGCUCUGAAUUUCGGGGAUGAAAGCGGAGCGCCAGUCAAGCAAUGGGUGUUUCGAGCAUGCCUUAUCCAAGGCACGCAGCAGGCAUAUGUUAUUGCUCUUUGGUACUGGGGUUCGACUCUAACAAAAGCUAACAAUGCUGGAAUCACGGAUGUGCAAGGCAGCAUUACGAAUACUUGGAGAAUGACGUGCGUAUUAGUGCUGGGUCUCUCUUCUGGUACAUUGAAAGCUUGCUAA